Messenger RNA from Lepisosteus oculatus (spotted gar), 2081 nucleotides. It is a transcript of the gene entpd1, whose product is annotated as ectonucleoside triphosphate diphosphohydrolase 1. Gene Ontology annotation, cellular component: plasma membrane. Gene Ontology annotation, molecular function: zinc ion binding; hydrolase activity. Lineage: Eukaryota; Metazoa; Chordata; Actinopteri; Semionotiformes; Lepisosteidae. The record is from RefSeq and is a predicted model, not a curated record.
UCCAUCAGGAUCAUUUUUCUUUUAUUUCCCCGGAAAAAAAAAAUAAUUCUCAGAAGAUGAAUGGGGAUUGUGUUUUCUUGUGUCUGAGUGAAUUGCAAUAAAUUACAAAAUCUUUAGCCUUUUCUGAACUACUUUAAAUAGUUUCCAGAGCACAAAUUUGUUCUGUUUCCGUGGCAACAAGAAUAAGCUAGCGGCCUUAGUGUUUGCAGAAAUACCAGUAAAAACACUUGUGAACUUUCCUCCAAAGAAAGCAUACUUGUUUCUUAUUUUGUAUGUACACAAUAUCAGUCUGCAUUAUCAGAAUUGUUUAGGAACUGUUCCUCUGCUAUUGAAGAGAAAUGAAGAAGAACCCCUGGCACUCACCAUGGGUUAUUGCUCUUGCUGUCCUCAUUGCUCUGGGAAUCAUCGCUUUAGUGACUACAGCUGUGGUACAGAAUAAACCUCUUCCCAAGAAGUUUAAGUAUGGUAUUGUCUUGGAUGCUGGAUCUUCUCACACUUCCUUAUACAUCUAUGAGUGGCCAGCGGAGAAACAGAAUGACACAGGAGUGGUUAAACAGCUACACGUCUGUCAUGUAAAAGGCCCAGGUAUCUCCAGCUACAGUACAGACCCAAAGAGAGCAGGAGCAUCUCUUCAAGAAUGUAUGAAUGAGGCAAAAGUAAAAAUACCAGAAAGAAGACACAACGAAACACCAGUUUAUCUAGGAGCCACUGCAGGCAUGAGGUUGCUCAGAAAAGAAAAUUCAUCUGCCUCAGACAAAGUGCUCUCAUCUGUUGCAAAAUCCCUCCAGUCCUACCCCUUCCAGUACCAUGGAGCACGGAUCAUCACAGGCCAGGAGGAGGGGGCGUAUGGGUGGAUAACCGUGAACUACCUGAGUGAAAAAUUCAAACAGGCGUGGCAGUUCUUCCAGACUCCAAGUACUAUGGGAGCUCUGGAUCUUGGUGGGGCCUCCACUCAGAUCACCUUUGUUCCCCACGAGGAAGUUGUGUCCAAAGACAAUGCCUUAGACUUUCGCCUGUAUGGAAAUGAUUACAAGGUGUAUACGCACAGCUUUCUCUGCUAUGGCAAGGAUCAGGCCCUCAAGGUCGUACUGGCUGAACAGCUGCAGGAGAAUGAUGAGGACGUCCUGGUAAACCCCUGCUUCAACAAAGGAUACACCAAAAACAUGUCUUUGAGCAGUAUCUACAGCAGCCCCUGCGUCUCAACAAGGAGAAACAGCUCUUAUUUCUUUCAUCGUGGAACAGGAAAUACUACACAAUGCCGGGAGAGCAUCAGGAAGAUCUUCAAUUUCACAGGAUGUCCGUGGCCAAGAUGCUCUUUCAAUGGCAUCUACCAGCCUCAGCUGCAAGGAAGUUUUGGGGCCUUUUCUGCAUUUUAUUUUGUGAUGAACUUCUUAAACCUGACCACUACUACACUGGAGGUAGCCAAAGAGAAACUAGCAGCGUACUGUUCCUUAUCCUGGAAAGAUGUAAAACAGAACUACCCAAAGAUUAAAGAUAAAUACCUUGAAGAAUACUGCUUCUCAGGGACCUACAUUUUAACACUGCUUGAAGAGGGCUACAAUUUUACCUCAGAGAACUGGAACAACAUUGAGUUCAUCAAAAAGAUAGGGGACAGUGAUGCAGGCUGGACUCUUGGCUACAUGUUGAACCUCACCAACCUGAUCCCUGCUGAAUCGCCUGCUGUUCCUCCACUCCCUCAUGCUGGAUAUGUCGCCAUGAUGGUCCUCUUCUCCUUACUGCUCGUGGUGCUCUUUGUCAUUGGAUACAAAUGCUUUGGCAGGCCCAGCUGCACUUCUCAGAAAUACACCAUUUAAUGGCAUGGCAACAAUGAAUCUUACAGAAAGAUGAUUUUUUUCUCCUGAAACCACUGAGAUGCUCAAGAAACUAGAGGUUUCCUUGCUGUAGUCAUUAGAAGGUUUUACAUUUCACAGCUCUGGAUACAAUACCUCAACAGAUUCCCUGUCAUUUGAUGCAAAAGGGUGUUUUUCCACUGAAGAUGUCAAGACACGGCAGCCAUUUUUUGUCAUUUUGAACACGGGCAUAAGUGAAUCUACCUAAUAAACUGGCAUUGUGAAACUGUU